CAAUUUAGAGACUGGGCAACUUGAGUCCAUCCCGGAUAGCUGGAUGGAUACUCACCAUAAAUCAGGCACAGGGUGGGUGACAGAGACAGCAAAAAAUACUUGGGAGGAAUUGCGUGCAUACCGCGACACACAGCAGACACAGGCAACUGAUACUGAGAGUUCCACACCAGUUUCGAGUGCGCCUGAAGAUGAAGACAUAUCUUUGGUACAAAAUGUCUUCGGAAAACGACGGGGCCACCAGAAAGGAUAUGGACGUAUCCUUAACAUAAGGGACCGAACUCCAUUUGAUUUUCGUCCUUCACAAACUAGAGAUGAAGAGUUGUCUGAGAUGAGAGAGCGUCUUCGACAGUUAGAGGAGCAUGUCCGGACUCAUUGUAUCACCCCGGGAUCUCAAUCUGCCCCACCACCACCACCCGAUGAUCCUGAUGUUGGAGCACCGACUCAGUAGGACUUAUGUAUGAAUUUUAUUACAAUUGACUAUUACAUUAUCAUGUUUAAGACAAGUCUUUAUUUUAAUUCAACGAAUACACUCUUAUGUUUUUUUUUAUAUCUUUAAUAUAAGUGUUUUAAUUUUA
Humulus lupulus (European hop) is the source of this 575-nucleotide messenger RNA. RefSeq lists its product as uncharacterized. NCBI's taxonomy places the organism in Eukaryota, Viridiplantae, Streptophyta, Magnoliopsida, Rosales, Cannabaceae. The transcript has 2 exons. The record is from RefSeq and is a predicted model, not a curated record. Bases 44 to 448 code for a protein of 134 amino acids.